Messenger RNA from Suhomyces tanzawaensis NRRL Y-17324, 2206 nucleotides. RefSeq lists its product as uncharacterized. Gene Ontology annotation, molecular function: transmembrane transporter activity. NCBI's taxonomy places the organism in Eukaryota, Fungi, Ascomycota, Pichiomycetes, Serinales, Debaryomycetaceae. The coding region runs from base 284 to 2080 and encodes 598 amino acids. Gene Ontology annotation, biological process: transmembrane transport. The transcript has a single exon. The record is from RefSeq and is a predicted model, not a curated record.
AUAACAUCGUCAGAGUGCCAUUACGAGGCCAGAAUCUCGCCAGGUCCCCCCUGCCUUCUAUCACAGCCAUUUAGACACCAAAAUCGUCGUUUUCGCGCCGUUUUACGCGCGCUAUUCCUAGCGAUCAAGAUGAGGGGCGCUUCCCGCCCCCAUCCGUUGACCACCCCGGCAGACGUCACAUCACUAGUCCGAGAUGCCGCUUGCGCUCCGAAUUUUUUUUCUAUAUAAGCAGCCACCUCGCUGGUAUACGCCAAGGAUUUGCCAGAUAUGUAGACCAGAGAUCAUGCAGGCUAUCAGUGAAAAGUCCCAAAUGGGUGCAAAAGAACCCACCAGGAUUUCACCCAGCAAAAGGACCAAGUUGGAACUGGCCGAAGACAAACAUCAUAGCGACGAUAUGGCCCACGAUAGUGGUCCGGAAAGCAACGAUACCGGACUUACACCGAUUGUGUCGCGAUCUGAAAAGCACCAGCUAGCAGAUCAAUUGGGGGAUGCCCACCUCAACAUUUUACCGUUGAAGAAGCUCCUAGUGUGCCUCACAGCCCUCUCGUUGGGCCUCUUCAUCUCGUUUUGCGACCAGACUGGGUUGACUAUCGCAUUGCCGCAAAUUGCCAAGGACUUGAAUGCGGAAACCUCCAUCAACUGGGCUGGUACUUCGUCGUUGUUAGCCAACUGUGUAUGCCAGGUGUUGUUCGGCAGAUUGGCCGACAUUUUUGGCCGGAAAAACAUUCUCUUGACAUCGUUGGGAAUUUUGGCGGUAGCAGACUUGAUCUGUGGAUUUGUCAAAACGGGACCACAAUUCUAUGUGUUCCGAGCAUUUGCUGGAAUUGGUGCUGGAGGUACCCAGUCGUUGACCAUGGUGAUGUUGAGCGACAUCGUUACCUUGAAGCAAAGAGGAAAGUACCAGGGAAUUUUGGGUGCCCAAGUUGGCCUUGGGAAUGCUCUUGGUCCCUUCAUCAUGGCGGGGUUUGUUGAGCACAACAGCUGGAGAAAUUUCUAUCACAUGAUGCCAGCAUUGAUUGUGAUGGUGAUGCUCACCAUCUGGUACUUGAUCGACGACAGAUCAAACUCCCAGAAGCUUUCCAGCGUUCUUUCACGGGCUGAGAAAUUCAAGAAGAUCGACUACUUGGGCCUUUUAUUUUCCACUGCCAGCUUGACGUUACUUUUGGUGCCUAUCAGUGGUGGUGGAAGCACUUAUGCCUGGAACAGUACACUUGUGAUCGUGAUGUUUAUUAUUGGCGGAGGCUGCUUCGUAGGGUUCGUGUUGAUUGAAUGGAAGAUCCCCAAGCUUCCUAUGAUUCCCUUGGAUUUGUUCGGACGGUUGUCGUUGUCAAUUAUUCUCUUGUCCAACUUCUUUUUUGGAAUGGCAUACUAUGGAGUGCUCUACUACUUACCGUAUUACCUUCAGAUUGUCCGUCAGUUGGAUGCAAUUCACUCGUCGAUUUUCGUACUUCCUUUGGUGUUACCCAUGUCGAUCAUGUCUAUUGUUGCUGGACAAAUUAUUUCCAGAACGGGCCACUACAAGUUCGUUAUCAUCGCUGGAUACACUGUAUGGACCCUUGCGUGUGGGUUGUUGAUGGUUUUCAACAAGACUACCAAUUAUGGGGUAAUAGUGGUCAUUUUGUUGCUCAUGGGCUCCGGAAUUGGCUGGACGUUCCAGCCCACGAUGGUGGCUGCACAGGCCCUGGCCAGAAAGGCCGAAAGAGCCGUGGUAAUAAGUGCCAGAAAUGUGUUGAGAUCGUUUGGUGGUGCCGUGGGUGUAGCCAUCGCUUCGUUGAUCGUGAGCAACAGUCUUUUGAAAGAAAUUGACCAACAAGGAGACGACUCCAUAUUGAGUUCUGCCUUUUUGACCUACAUGAAAACUCACAUCUAUACAAGAAUCGACCCCUCCGGCAUGAGCAGGGACCAGGUGGAAUUGAUCAAGACGAUGUAUAUGAAGUCGAUCAAAAACUUUUUCAUUCUUACCAUUCCCUUAAUGGGUGUAUGCUUGGUGAGCAAUCUUUUUGUGAAGGAUAAUGGGUUGCAGUGUAUAGACGAGUUGCCAGAAAAACAGGUAGAGAAGGUUGGGGAUAAACAGGUCUAGUUAGAUCAUCUUAUUAAUUUACGUGCAUAUACAAUAUUUUUAAAAACUUAUACUUGAGAUAGAUUAUAAGUCAAGCACCGCAGUUCUGAAGACUAUGCGGGUAUUUGGCUGUAGGCUGGAAAGGAC